Molecule: messenger RNA, 2226 nt
Organism: Anthonomus grandis grandis
Lineage: Eukaryota; Metazoa; Arthropoda; Insecta; Coleoptera; Curculionidae
Exons: 2
Coding region: 157-2109 (650 amino acids)
Cellular component (GO): chitin-based extracellular matrix
Molecular function (GO): structural constituent of chitin-based larval cuticle
Source: RefSeq, a predicted model, not a curated record
AUUAAAAAAGAUGACUUUUGUCGUAUGUAUAUUUAUUGGGGAUCCUGGUAGGGAUAUUGGUUUUAUUUUGUAUAAAUUGAUUUGUUUACCAUAAUCGAAAUAUAGUUUACCAGCAGAUAAGAAGUAGUUAAGUAAUUCACACAAGCCUGAAGCAGCAUGAAGGGCUUAAUUCUCGCAGUGGCUCUUAUAGGCUGUGUCCAGUCAGCCAAACUCGAUAACUUACGUUAUCUGCCUCCAGAUAAUCGACCAAACAUUCCAAGGGAGGACCAAGGCUUAUCUGCUCCCAACUCUAAUAUUCAACCUACAAUAAAUCAAAUUGUAACCGGAUACAGCUCUACUGGAGGAUGUGGAUCUUCUUCAGGCAGCUCUUGUAGCGGAUCUUCGGGAAUUCAAAACCCAUCACCUUCAACUGCUGCCUCUAAGUCCUUUGGUGGUCCCUCAAAACCCUUUGCUAGCUCAGCUCCAAGUUCUCCUGUAGCAAGCGGAAGCAUUUCAAGCGUUUCAAACUUUGCACAAAACGGCCCUUCUUCAAGCAAUUUUGGAUCUAAUCAGCCUUUUAGUGCAUACGGUGCUCCACAACAACCUUCAUCUAGCUCACAAUAUAAGUAUCAAUCGGCAUCUCAAAAUCAGAUUCCAAUUAUUAAGUUAGAUACUCAAAAUAAUGGCGACGGGAGCUACAAAACUGAAUAUGAAACUGCUAAUGGUAUUCAAGCUCAGGAACAAGGCCAACCUCAAGCUAAUGGUGAAGUAGUACAGGGAUCCUUCUCUUACACCUCCCCCGAAGGUGAAAAGAUCGGUGUCAGCUAUACUGCAGACGAAACAGGCUAUCAUCCACAAGGAGACAAUAUUCCCACUCCUCCUCCUGUACCUGAUGCGAUCUUAAAAAGCAUUGAGUAUAACAAUGCUCAUCCUGAAGAAGAAGAUAACGCUGGAUCUUACAGUGGAAAUGGUCAAUAUCGUGGAAGUUCCAACCAAUAUUUGGCUCCUCAACAACCAACCGGAAAUCAAAAAUCGUUUACAUCUUCAUCUUUUCAAAGUUCAGGUUUUGCCAGUUCUAAAUACCCAUCUGGAAGUUCAACUGCCUUAAAUUACGGCACAUCGACUUCUGGAACUUUCACCGCUUCUUCUCAACCAUCGUCUCAAUAUGCUUCUUCUACAUUUGCUGGUCAGAAUCAACAGCCAAGUGGUUCAUAUAAUUCCGGUAUUCAAUCGCAAGUUCCUCAAGAUAAUCCACAAGAAUCAAAUGAAUUUAGUUCCAGCCAGGUAUCUCCUUCAAGCCACUCUUCAGUGACACAAAAAAAUCAAUAUUCGGGUUCUUCAGCUUUCCAAACCUCUCGACCUUCUCAACCUGUAAGUUCAACCAUAGCCAGUCAAUCGGGUUACCAGUAUAGUUCUCCCUCUGUUUCAUAUGGAGCUUCAGGAGUGUCGAAACCUCAUCAAGCUAGUGGUCAGGGUCCAACCUUUGGUUUCACCCCUGGUUCUGUUGUUUCAGCUAGCCAAGGAGCAUUUGGAAAAUCUUCUUCACCAACAUACCAGCCUAGCUUUGGUCAAAGUUCUUCCGGAUCCAAUGCUAACCAAGCCACUUCAAGCAGUCCUGUAAUUCAAGGCACAGGUUUUUCAUCUCAAUCAUAUAACCAGGGACCAUCUCAAACAAAAUAUCAACAUAGCACACCAUCCGCGUCCUAUGGAAGUGUAGGUCAAACUUCUAAAAUUCAACCUGCUACUAAUCAAGGUGCUACUAGAUAUAGCUAUAGCGGUUCAGGUUCUAUUGGAUGUGGUACCUCAGGAUCUUGUAGUGGGUCUUCCUUCAAUUGCGGACCUGAUUCUUCUAGUCCCUGCAAUGGUGGUCAAGGAGCAUCAUCUGCAUCGUCAGGUGCUUCUAGCUUAAACUACAAUGGAGGCUUUUCAGCUGGAUCUUCCACUGCACCGUUAGGCCACACUGGUGGAUCUUCAACCUUUGGAAAUACUGGAAACAGUCAGCCAAAUUCUUAUAAUCAAGCUGGCAAGGGAACGGGUGAAUUCGGUCCCGGAUUUUCUGCAGGACAUGUAAAUCCAGUAAAUACUCCCGGUGUUCAAGCACAAGAUGCAAAUGGUGGAUACUUAUACUAAAAUUAUUUUUCAGGAUAUGUAAUAAUUUGUAAUUGAUUUAUAUAGGUGUAUAUUAUUAAUGUAACUGCCGAAAAGCCUAUAAUGUAAUGCUUUCUUGUAAUAAAUGUUUUUUUUCAA